AUGACCCUCGAAAACGACGCGGUCGCCGGUGCCACAAUUGAGCUCCUCGAGACCCGUCUGCGGCGUCUCACAUACCUCUUGACCGGCGAUGCAAACUGGACUGGCAAUCCCACGCCGCCCGCAAAGCCCGCAUCUCUCGAUGACAGCGUCUCGCGCCGUCUUCUUCGCCUAGAAAGGGACCUGGAAAAGCUGAGCAGAAACAUUCCGGCCGUCAGAGAUGUCCUGAGUCUCCGUAUGAAUGACCUUCUUACAUCUGAUGAACUGUACGACCGCUUCCCCGACCUCUUCCGCCAAACACCUUCCAAAUCACUCCCUGAGAAUCUAUCGACACAGAACCUCGCCUCAAUUGUCCUAUCCUACGCUUCUGCAUUCCCCGAAACCGCCUCCCGACUCACUUCGUUGAAUGACCUCCCCAUCCCGGACGCCGAGACUUCAGCGUCGCUUAUCCAGCUCCAGCCGCGACUGGACCAGUUGGCGCGAACUCAGGAGGACCAGGCCAAACAAAUCUCCGAGCUACGUGUGCGGUCUGCUCGAGUCUUGCAGCGAUGGUACGAAGUGGCGCUGGUUAGUGGCGGUGAAUGUUGGGCCGAAUGGGAAGGAAGACUGGAGGAUGUGGAAAGGGAGGUCAAACGGGAGGAAGUGGUGAGGGAGCGGCGAGCGAAGGAGUUGUGA
This is a messenger RNA of Aspergillus eucalypticola CBS 122712, 672 nucleotides long. RefSeq names its product putative nuclear distribution protein RO10. The transcript has 2 exons. Gene Ontology annotation, biological process: protein deubiquitination. Gene Ontology annotation, cellular component: nucleus; cytosol. The coding region runs from base 1 to 672 and encodes 223 amino acids. NCBI's taxonomy places the organism in Eukaryota, Fungi, Ascomycota, Eurotiomycetes, Eurotiales, Aspergillaceae. The record is from RefSeq and is a predicted model, not a curated record.